AUGUUGUCUGAUCUAUUAUUCUUUUCAUUGACUUGGAUAUACCAUAAUCAGAAGACCACCCUUGUACUGUUGGUGGGAUUUAUCCUUAUUUAUCAUCUCGUAGUAAUUCCAUACUACACCUCUCCCCUUCGAAAUGUCCCUGGUCCAUACAUACAUCGAAUCUCCAGGAUUCCUGCUUUGUACGCGCAGCUCACGCAUCGUUGGGUUCAUAGGGUACACGAAUUACAUCAAAAGUAUGGAGACGUGAUUAUUCUCUCGCCCACUGAGAUAAGCUGCAAUGGUGAUCCAAAGUAUAUCACUGACAUCUAUGUCAAGAACAUGCCCAAGGCAAAGUUCUACGAGAACUUUCGAUGCCACGGAUUCAAGGAUAAUAUUUUUGCUGCCCUCGAGAAUGAUCUCCAUCUCAAAUACAAGAAACUCAUUCAAAGUCUCUAUCUCAAGACUGCCGUGUACAGUCAGAACAAUCCUAUAAGAAGAUUCAUCGUGGAAAAAAUAAAAAACGUGGUUCAAGAUGUCAACGAUACAUCUGUCACAGGGCAAAAGCCAGACUGGGAACACGCAAGGCUGACGGCCAAUUCUCAUGGGAAAGGACACAAAUUGGGCACUGGGGCUUGGUUUAAACCUGAUGUUUCACAAGGUGGUAUUGGAAUGGAAAUGUAUUCUUUGUUUGGAGCGCUCGCGAUGGAUGUCGUCUCUGCUUUCGAGUUGGGUGUUCAGAAUUGUACAAAGUUGUUGCCAAAUAAGAGUGAACGUGAGAUCCUUGUGCCCCAUAGGAUGCAAGCCGGAAUGACUUUCUGGACCACACUUAUGCCCCGCUUCUGGGAAUUGGCGGCCGGGCCUAUCGUUUGCGCUGCCUCUGAAAGAAUCGAACAAUGGCAAUUAGCCUUGUAUGCUAGAGCGGAGGACAACGUACCCGAAAAGCAUCCAUCACAAAAUUUAAGCACCUUGGAAACCCUCAAAAGUAAAGGCUUACAGGGAAAAUCUGCAUAUUCAUUCAUCUCAGACAAUAUCUUUGCUGGUCAUGAAACAACUGCAGUGAUGUUAACAUACAUGUGCUACGAGCUCUCUAGACCAGCCAAUUUGCAUAGACAACUCCUUUUGAGAAAGGAGCUCAGAGAAGCUUUUGGCACUCCAGGUUCUCUAGAAGAAGCCAUUGAUGACUUCGAAGCAGUUGACCAAUUGACUUACCUUGAAGCGCUCAUGCAAGAAAACCUUAGAGUCCACGCAGCAAUUCCUGGUGCUGAGCCUCGUAUCACUGACAAGAAUUACACUGUCAAUAUCAAAGGAAAAUCUGUUGUCAUUCCGCCUGGAACUGGUAUAUCCUGUCAGCCAUUUUCGAUGCACAGAGUCGCAAGUGUCUUUCCUAAACCAGACACUUGGCUACCAGAGAGAUGGUUGCCGGAAGAACAAGAGACUUCUGAACAAUUCAAGGCGCGCUAUCAAAGAAUGCAACGCAAUAUGUUUGCAUUUGGCAAAGGGAUUCGCAUGUGUUUGGGUAUGCAAAUCGCCUUGAUCGAUAUGAAAUUGGCCUUGGCUAACUUGUACUGGCGGUACUCACUGGCUAUCUGUGAAGACUGGUGUAUUCCUGAGGAUAGUGGUGAUGCCAAAAUCGCCUCUGAGAUCGCAAUGAAUACAUACCCAAUCAAUGAUGGUCAAGAGGUAAAUAUGAUGGCUAUGGCUGAUGGAUAUACUACGCGCCCUAAUUUUGAUGAAUGCUGGCUUCGCUGGACCACUGUCGAAGAACUUUAA
This is a messenger RNA of Australozyma saopauloensis, 1749 nucleotides long. RefSeq lists its product as uncharacterized. NCBI's taxonomy places the organism in Eukaryota, Fungi, Ascomycota, Pichiomycetes, Serinales, Metschnikowiaceae. The transcript has a single exon. Bases 1 to 1749 code for a protein of 582 amino acids. The record is from RefSeq and is a predicted model, not a curated record. Gene Ontology annotation, molecular function: monooxygenase activity; heme binding; oxidoreductase activity, acting on paired donors, with incorporation or reduction of molecular oxygen.